Molecule: messenger RNA, 1655 nt
Organism: Electrophorus electricus (electric eel)
Lineage: Eukaryota; Metazoa; Chordata; Actinopteri; Gymnotiformes; Gymnotidae
Gene: tmem178ba
Product: transmembrane protein 178Ba
Cellular component (GO): membrane
Source: RefSeq, a predicted model, not a curated record
UUUGAAGCCUAUACUGAUUGCCAUGUGUCAGUAUGUAGUUUAAGGAAGAGCAAAAGGUUGGAUGUGAUACGUCGAAAACUAGUCGCGCAGCCAAGCCUGUUUUAUCCUCCGUUAAUACAAAAUGGAAAAUUAACUGACGUUCGGGCGGGCCUGCAUUUUUGUUUUUAUUUAACGAAUGAUGGAUAAUCAAAACAGCUAAUUUUCACGAACAAUAUAAUUUUGUUAAAAGAUGCAAAUGCUUAAUUUCAAUGCAUCGAUUUGAGGAGGAGCUGUCCAUGGUGGGGUGCUGAUGCGGCCUUAGGAGAAGCUACGAUGGCGACGGGGAAAUGGCUGUUGUACACGGGUCUCUGUCUUUCUCUUGUUGCCUUGUGUUUCCUAACAGUCGCAAUUUCGUCAGACCAUUGGUACGAAACGGACGCUAGGAGAUACAAGGAGCGCUGCCGAACUUUCUCGAACCGUCGGAGCGACCCAGGUUUCAUUUACAUUCCCAACCACAGCCUUCCACUGCGUUCCAGUCGAACGGCGCUGGACCGAUUGGAGAACCGACGCCUGCUGAAUCGGAACCGGCGUCAGCUCUUUGCAAUGAGCGCGGCGGAUGAGUGCAGUAGACGGUACAAUUCGACCAACAUGGGGUUGUGGUCCAAAUGCUAUAGACUUGGAUUUGACCAAGACAUCGAAGAACAAAUUCAAGAAGGGACAAUUGAGCGGUGCUCCUACAUUAAGUAUUACUAUUCUUCAUCGUCAUUGGUGCGGAAGGACUUGUCCCACAAUACUACCAGGACCAUUCAACAGGAUGACUGGCAUGCCUUGCAUCUGCGCCGGAUGACGGCUGCCUUUAUGGGCAUGGCCCUGGCAGUCAUCCUGUUUGGCUGGACUGUGGGUCUGCUGGGUUGCUGCUGGGAGCAGGGCUUGAUGCACUAUGUGGCUGGCCUGCUUUUCCUCAUGGGAGGCACCUUCUGUAUCAUUGCUCUGUGUACCUGCGUGGCUGGCAUCAAUUUUGAACUGUCCCGCUACCCUCGUUACCUGUUCAGCCUGCCAGAUGACAUAAGUCAUGGUUACGGCUGGUCCAUGUUCAGUGCCUGGUGUGGGCUUGGUCUGACCCUCAUUGCUGGUUUCUUCUGCACGCUGGCACCUUCCAUCCAGCCCCCGCCCCCAAGCCGCACCACCAACCCCAAAUCCCGCAUGGAGAACGGGACGGUCUGUUAAACAGCAGCUCAGAGAGAGAUGAGAUGUGAAAGAGCACUUGGAACCAAAACAGGAACUAAUCGACUUCCUGAAGGGAGCGAACCCUGCAUGCUCCACGUGCGUUUGUUUGAAUACCCACAGCUAAUGUAAACAACAACAACAUGACUGUAGGCCGGUUGUGGCUCUAUAGGGACCUCCAACAUGAAAAACACAUUUGUACAGAUGUAUAAAAAGCGUUGAUCCUGAUGUAACUUUGGGCCAUCCUCCAUGGAGCUGUUUUUCAUUUUAGUGUGACUUAUCCACUUUAUUCCUUUGAGAAAAGACUGAAAAAUGUCAUUUUACUUUUUACAAGAUAAUUAAAUUCACCUGUUACAUAUAUAUCUGCUAACAAUGAUAACUUGUCGAUAACAUUGUGCAGUUGUUUUAAGAGUGUCAAUUACAUCAUUAGAUAAUAAAACAAUUUAAUAAUU